UAUUUUAGUGGACCACUCACAUGGGUGCUGGAAUCUAUAUAUCUACCCUCUUUCUGCUCUCCCGGGCUCAGAAAAAGACGUCUGUGGGUAUUUGUCACCUACCGUAUAAGGUAAGAAGUUUUACUUUAAAUAUCACAGAACAUGGACAAAAACACAUCAUUGACGCUUUUUAUGGAUCAAAUAUUUGAUCGUAUUCUUGUUAAAAGUGAACAGAAUAUACUCUUACAGUAAAAAUUACACUUUUGACUUUGGUCUGACAGUAUUUAAACCUUUUUUGCUUGUCAACGAAAAGUCUUUUCAACAGUAAAAGGAUCCUCCUCGUGUGUGUGUGUGUGUGUCAGGACCAGUUGUAACUUUUUGGUUCAAAUUUCAGAUCAGCUGGUUUUCUCUGAUUUGUGACAGACAUAAAGGACAUAUAUGUGAUUUUGAUUUAUGUUUUUCUUUUUUGCUGCUAAUUACCAUUGCUUUCAUUCAGACCCGCUUUUACAUAAAUGUGAUUGACUGGAAUUAAAGAAGGUUAGCUUAGAGUAAAUUAAUGUUAUAAUGUCUAAAAAUAUUUGUAUCACAAAGUCUCCUGCACUGUUUUGCUUGUGUCAAAUCACUUUGCACGUAAAAGUAUUUUUAGUUUUGUUCGACUCAGUAUUUUGUGAGUCCAAGGUUUGACCUUAAGACAAUGUCAUAUAUUUUUUGUGUCACAAGUUAUAGAUCUGUCAGUGCUAUGUAGUGUUCCCCCAACCAGGAGUGAUAAAUAUUUUUUCUUUUUUUGGCUCUCAUUUAUGUCUUGCUUUUUUUUUUCACAAGUAAGAAUAUAUUUCGACCUAAAAACAAACAAACAAACAAAAAACCCUGGCAUUUAAUGUUUGUCGUGUUGUCUGGAUUGAUAGAUUGAACAGCACAGACACACAGAACUGCAGCCAUGUCUGAAGCGUAAGUAUCAGCUUGCAGUUUACAUCCAUUCAAAUAAUCAAAUCAUCAUGUCAGUGAAAUCACAAAAGUUGAAACCUACCCUUUUUCUCUCUUUCUUAUUGAAAUGUGGGCAACACCUUUGUGACUGGACAGCGCUCCGGUGAGUGGAUUCUACUGUGAAAAAUAGAAUAGAUAAUAUAAAAUAAGAGGGGCACCAAAGUUAAUAUGGAAAGUUCCUUACAGAAGUUUUAAGCAGUGAAUAAUAACUAGGGCUUGAUCACCUUUACAUUUUUAAGUUAGUCAAAUUACACUCCAGAUUAAGACAGUACUGUAUAUGUAAGCAUAUUUUGUACCAGGAUUUUAUUUACGGUAUAUUAUCACUUAAAAUAGACUGUGUACACACACAAUAAUUGGAUAUUCGUUCUCUUCUUCUCCAGAAACCAAAGCCAAAAAUCUCUGCGUCUCGCAGACUGUUCUUAAAGGUAUUUAACGUGUUUCUCAAUUAUAAUGCUGUAAAAACAUUACAGUAAACCAUCCAUUGCCUGGUUGACCAUGGUGUUGUUUUGUGUACACUCCAGACCAAACUGCUAAAGAAAGCCAUGACUAUGUUAGAGAAGGACAAGCAAACAAAAAAAGAUGACCGGGAGAGGAUCCUUGCUGAAAGAGUACCAGGACUCCAACUGUCAGGCCUGUCUGUGCAGGAUCUACAGGUAUAUACAUCACUAUAUCACUUUAACCACCAGGAGGGUUAAAGUUGUUUUGACUUUUAGAAUCUGAUCAUAAACCUGCAUGAACAUUUUCAAAGAAAUAUUACAACCUCAUAACUUUUUUCAACCUUGCCCUAGUGAUAUCUAGCUUUAGAAAAAAACAUACAUGUAAUCAUAGAUGUUUCGAGUUAUCCUUCAUUGAAUUCUGCUGAAAACUAAAUAAGUCAUUUGAAUGUAAUUUAGUUUGUCACCUCAAAGCAUUAACAACUUGCUGGUGUGCAAGUACAUCUAACUGUUGAUUCUGAAAUAAGGACUUUUGGGGGGCCGAAUGAGUCACCUGGUUUUCAUCCCUAUCAACAACCUAAAUAAUUAGCCUCAUAGCAUUGAGUAAAGUUUCUCAAAUGAAAGAUCCUAUGAGAAAAGCCCUUUGUGAUACCCAUAUAAAUUCCCCAGGAUGAGUUUUGUUUUUUAAUCACAAGACACAGAUGAAGCAUGUCUAAGGCAAAAACUGCAUUGUCCACUGGGGGCACCAAAAUUUACACAAACCAAAAGUUCCUUACAGGAGCUUUAAUAAACAGCCCCUCAAUGUGAAGAGCUAAUAAAAAACACUCACAGUUAAAACCAAAACAUUUUGCAUUAGUGUCUUUGCAUCAGCCCUUACUAUGCAAGUUUAUCCCAAAUCAAAUCUAUCCAGAUAUGUUAUUAAAAAGUCUAAUACGUGUAAGGUUUUUAUCCACAGAAUCUCUGCAAAGAGCUGCACCACAAAAUUGACGUGGUGGAUGAGGAGCGGUAUGACAUUAAUGCUAAAGUCACAAUAAAUGACAAGGAGGUAAGUGAUUUCUACAAACUGCUUUCUAAAUUUUAACCUUUGGGCAAUAAAUUGUACAUCUUACUUCUGUUCUGUAUGUAACCUCUACUACAAGUUACAGUAUAUUGGGGCGGGUUUGUCAUUGGUGUUGCAAACAGAUUCAGGACCUGUCUCAGAAGAUCUUUGAGUUGAAGGGCAAGAUGAAGAGACCAAACCUGAGGAGGGUGAGGGUAUCUGCCGACGCCAUGUUGGGUGCUCUCCUGGGGGCUAAGGUCAAAGAGUCUGUGGACUUUAAGGCCAACCUCAAGACUGUGAAGAAGGAAGAGGAAAAGGUAAGAACUUCUAGAUUUACUUUAAUACUAUGUGAUUUCACUUUAUAAUAACUCACUCUUUUAGGGUCGUCCACUUUGAGUGUAGGUACAUUUAUGUAGGACAUCAUUAGCAAUAAAUGUUCAUGUCAUUCUUCUUAUCAAGACAUGUCAAAAGCAUGUGUAUGUUCAUAUUUUCUUAUCCUCAAUACUGUACACCCAUAUUUAUUUAAAACAAUCCUUUCACUCAACAGAAAGAGGAAGUGACUGAUUGGCGUAAGAACGUGGAGUCCAUGUCUGGUAUGGAGGGCAGGAAGAAGCUGUUUGAUGCUGGACAGUAGAUUUUCUGAAUGUCUUUGAGAAGACGUUUGGUGCUCUUAAACAGGUGAAAGCAGGGAAUAAUGAAUUCAUUUAAUUUGAACAGUUUACAUGAACACCAUAUUAUCAGCAUGUCUGGCACAGUUCAUGUAUCAUGAAUUGUGUAAAUGUCAAUAACUGAACAUGUUCAGCUUGAUGAUAAUUUACAGAAUACAUAUAUUUUUUAAUAUAAUGUAUGCUAUAUUAUGAAAAACAUAUGUAUUUAAUGUACUAUAGCUCUGCAUUGCUUUUGUAGUUUUUUAGUAUGCAUAUAUACUCCUGAACACGGCACCACUACUGGCUGUCCAAAUCAUCUGUCGUAGAAUUACCAACUUGCUUUUUGACCAGCUACAAUAAACACACAAGAAACUGAA
Molecule: messenger RNA, 3460 nt
Organism: Xyrichtys novacula (pearly razorfish)
Lineage: Eukaryota; Metazoa; Chordata; Actinopteri; Labriformes; Labridae
Source: the annotation of a GenBank genome assembly